Messenger RNA from Gastrolobium bilobum, 366 nucleotides. RefSeq names its product early nodulin-like protein 4. The transcript has 2 exons. Gene Ontology annotation, cellular component: plasma membrane. Bases 1 to 366 code for a protein of 121 amino acids. The record is from RefSeq and is a predicted model, not a curated record. Gene Ontology annotation, molecular function: electron transfer activity. Lineage: Eukaryota; Viridiplantae; Streptophyta; Magnoliopsida; Fabales; Fabaceae.
AUGGUAUUUCAAGUUGGUGGCAAAGACGGUUGGGUGGUCAAACCUUUGGAAGAAUAUAAUCACUGGGCUCGAAGACACGUGUUUCAUGUCAAUGACAUUCUAUAUUUUAAAUAUAAGGAAGGGAAUGAUUCAGUUUUGGUUGUGAAGAAGGAGGAUUACUAUUCGUGUAACAUCACUAACCCCAUUCAUAAGAUGGACGAUGGAAAUUCAACUUUCCAUUUGAAUAAACUAAGUCUCUUUUUCUUCAUUAGUGACAACGUUAACAACUGCAAAAAUGGACAAAGGCUAAUCAUCACCGUCAUGUCCGCUUCUCCGGCACCAUCUCCAUCCAAAGUUUCGGACUCACCAAGGCUACUUCAAGGUUAA